Lotus japonicus is the source of this 1128-nucleotide messenger RNA. RefSeq lists its product as uncharacterized. The coding region runs from base 1 to 1128 and encodes 375 amino acids. Lineage: Eukaryota; Viridiplantae; Streptophyta; Magnoliopsida; Fabales; Fabaceae. The transcript has a single exon. The record is from RefSeq and is a predicted model, not a curated record.
AUGGAGACUCGUCUUCAUCAACGCAGCGAGCCGUUGGAGCAGAGGCAUGGUUCACCACCGCGUCGUGUGAGGAGGAGGCCUCGUCAUGAGGAGGUUCGUCGCGAGCAACCUGAGCAAUCGACUCCUCCUCCGCCUCCACUGCCUCCUCCUCCUCCUUCUCCGACGCCUCCAUUACCUACUCCAUCAUCCUUACCUUCGCAGCAAGGAUCUCCGGCACUCUCUCCGGAAGCCUCGGGAGGCGGAUUGCCAUUACCUCAAGCUCCGAUCACUCAUAGAGAUUGGAGACGUUUGGUCCGCAACAUUGACAACAUACGACAGCGGAAUGAUUACUUGCAAGAGCAGUUGGACUAUUAUCGCCUUGAGUUUGAGCCUUUCUCGGCGGCGGUAAGGGAGGUAGAAAUUCCUGAUAACAUGAAGAAUCUCGUUCUAGAGACGUACAACGGAAAGACAGAUCCGAAGGAUCAUCUGCUCUACUUCAACACGAAGAAGGUGAUAAGUGCAGCUUCUGAUGCAGUGAAGUGCAGGAUGUUCCCGUCAACUUUCAAAGGCACGGCGAUGGCUUGGUUCAAGACUUUGCCUCGCGGAUCUAUCACGAACUUCCGCUAUUUCUCGUCGAAGUUCCUUAUUCAGUUCUCUGCAAGCAAGAUCAAGCAAGUCACGAUUGAUGAUCUGUAUAACGUUCACCAGUUAGAGCGAGAAACUUUGAAGCAGUAUGUGAAGCGGUACAAUGCAGCAUCCGUCAAGAUAGAGGAGUCGGAGCCGCAAGCUUGUGCGCGCGCCUUUAAGAAUGGACUGCUGCCGGGGAUGUUGAACAGCAAGCUAAGUCGGAAGCCUGCUCGUUCGAUGGCGAAAGUCGGCGCUGGGGCGAACACUUACAUCCUGGAUGAGGAAGACGAUGCGUUCAAAAGGAGGCGUGCCAAGACGGAAAAAGAUGACGGUCAGAGGGACGUAUCGCCAGCAGGCAGGCGUGGUCAAGAGAAGGGAGAAAGUAGCAAGCGAAGGGAUGAGAAAAUCAAACCAUCGGAGAAGAUAGCGAAGGACCAACUCUAUCUGAAGAAGGAAAACUUUGAGCGCGGCGCCCGUGGCAAACUGAUUCUCGCCAGCGAGAGGGGGCAGGCAAAAACCUGA